This is a messenger RNA of Ziziphus jujuba (common jujube), 2913 nucleotides long. Its product is annotated as KH domain-containing protein HEN4. The coding region runs from base 197 to 2299 and encodes 700 amino acids. NCBI's taxonomy places the organism in Eukaryota, Viridiplantae, Streptophyta, Magnoliopsida, Rosales, Rhamnaceae. The record is from RefSeq and is a predicted model, not a curated record. Gene Ontology annotation, cellular component: cytoplasm; nucleus. Gene Ontology annotation, molecular function: mRNA binding. Gene Ontology annotation, biological process: regulation of gene expression. The transcript has 7 exons.
CAACCAAAAUCCUCUCUCUUUCUCUGCGACACACCCCAUGUCUCCGCCCCCUUUGGGACAAAGAAUGAGCCAGAGAAUGAGCGAGGAAAAGAAAUUCAUAUAAAUUCUAGAGAGAGAAAGUGUAUAUAAAUAUAUAUAUAUAUAGAGAGAGAGAGAGAGAGAGAUUUCUAGAUUUUGAGGUCCGUAGAGAUAUAUUAUGGGAAGCAGCUUUGUCUCUCUACCAGCGAAGCGUUCCCUAUAUUCAAUAUUGUAUAGCUCAGAAGAAACCCGAAUGUCCGACCCGAACCCGUACAUCGAGAACGGGUCCUCCAACUCCUACUCCAAGCGCCCCAAGCAGCCAUCGACUCCGCCUCUCAACGUACCUCCCGGCCAUGUGGCGUUCCGGCUGCUCUGCCACGCGUCGCGCAUAGGCGGUGUGAUCGGAAAGGCCGGGAGCGUGAUCAAGCAACUGCAGCAGACCACCGGGGCUAAGAUCCGGAUCGAGGAUGCCCUACCCGAUUCGCCAGACCGGGUCGUCGUGGUCGUUGCGCAGAGCGCUUUGGCGGCUAGGGUUUCCUUGAGGAGCCCAAUAGGGAAUGUCAAUGGCGGCGGCGGAGAUAAUGAUGGAGACGGGGGAGAUAUGGAGGUUUCGAAGGCGCAGGAGGCGCUAUUAAGGGUUUUCGAUAGGAUUCUGGAGGUUGCGGCGGAGAGCGGGGCCGUCGGAAUCGGAAUUGGGGUUGGGGUGGUAUCGUGCCGGUUGCUGGCUGAGGCCCAACAGGUUGGUUCGGUGAUUGGGAAGGGAGGGAAGGUGGUGGAGAAGAUUAGGAAGGACAGUGGCUGCAAAAUUAGGGUUUUGACGGACAAGUUGCCGGCUUGCGCUGCCUCCACGGACGAGAUGAUCGAGAUAGAAGGAGAUGUUUUGGCUGUUAAGAAGGCACUUGUUGCUGUCUCUCGCUGUCUACAAGAUUCCGCACCAGUUGAUAAGACGAGAAUGGUUGGUAGCAGACCUCUUGAGGCAGUCUCCCGUGAGACUUUACCUGAUUUGCAUGUAGAACAACUUUCACAAAAGAAUUCACUGCUACCCACUUUUCCAAGCAGCUCCAUCCCUAUGCCGAGCAGCUCCAUUAGUUACAUAUCAGGGGUUCGUCCAUUGUCAUUAGAGUCUGAGAGAGUUUCCACACUUGAUGCAAAAAAUCAACAGCAGGAAGUUGUUUUUAAGAUUCUUUGUCCGAAUGAUAGGGUUGGGGGUGUAAUUGGAAAGGGGGGCGCAAUUGUUAGGGCUCUUCAGAAUGAGACUGGAGCUAUCAUAAGUGUUGGAGCAACUUCGGCAGAGUCUGAGGAACGAUUAAUUACUAUUACUGCAUCAGAGAGCCCUGAAUCACGGUACUCCCCUGCACAAAAAGCUGCGGUUCUUGUCUAUUCUAGGUCUGUAGAGGCAGGCAUAGAAAAGGGUCAAGAAUCUGGUUCAAAUAGAGGAUUAUCUGUUACUGCACGUGUUGUAGUCCCAUCAAACCAAGUUGGAUGUUUGUUGGGAAAAGGAGGUGCAAUAAUUUCGGAGAUGAGGAAGGCAACGGGUGCUAGCAUAAGAAUAAUAGGGGGUGACCAGGCAUCGAAAUGUAUCUCAGAGAAUGAGGAUGUGGUACAGAUUUCAGGAGAUUUUUCAAGUGUGCAAGACGCUGUGUACAAUGUUACUGGUAGGUUGCGAGAUAACCUUUUCUCUAGCACACAAAACAGCACUGGAACAAUGAACUCUUCAUCUUUACUACCUACAAGUCCCUAUGGAAGAAUGAGGGAUUCAGCCCCUCUUGGAAUUCAGACAUCUCCACCAGUUGGUGUUACUCAUGGUGUUCGUCGACAUACUCCUCUGACUCAAGGCAUGGAUCAUCUUGGACUUUCCCACACUUAUGAUCGUCCUCCGUCACCACCAAGAUCAUGGACACCACAGGCAGCAUCACAGAUGAUAAGCGGAGUAAGUACAAGGGGCAUCACUGAUUCUAGCAGGGGAUUAAUGGGCAUCACUGAUUCUAGCAGGGGAUUAACUAAUCUAAGAGGUGGCUUAGAACUUGGCAGUGGAAGCAAGUCAGCCAUUGUAACAAAUACAACUGUAGAGAUUAUAGUCCCUGAAAAUGUUAUUGGCUCUGUAUACGGAGAGAAUGGUAACAAUUUGGCUCGACUAAGACAGAUUUCAGGUGCCAAGGUUAUUGUGCACGAACCUCGUCCUGGAUCAAGUGACAGGAUUGUUGUCAUUUCUGGGACACCUGAUGAAACCCAGGCUGCACAAAGCCUUCUCCAUGCAUUCAUUCUUACUGGACCAUCAUGACAAAUCACAUAUUGAUGGGUGACUCCUGCUUCACUUUUUUUAUUGGUUAUAAUUUCUCAAAAAACUGUACACUAGAUUAGGAAAAUUGAGGCCUUUAAUCAAGCAAUUCAGCUCUAAUUGCCUGCCCAAAAUGUGCUAUGUUGAUGUCAGAUACAAUGUUCCCUGAUUCAUUAACUAUUUUUCAGAAAUAGGAGAAAAGUUUAGAAGACAGCUUCCUACCAUUUUCAAAUGUGUCUUAGAACUUUUGGUUCUCUGCCCAUUUCUGCCUUCCUGGUCAGUGAAGGGUUUCUCCAGUUAGAGGAAGAUGUAGAAGUUUCAGGUAGGGCUUAACAAAUUGGGCAAACUUAGGCUGCUAAUCAUGUUGACAAUUCUCCCUCUUAAGAGGAAGGGUAUAUUUUGAUGAAACUUUGAAGAAAGAGCCUUCUCUUUUUGGAUGCUGGAUGUAUUUCCCUUUUCAAGGUAUGUCAAUAACCCCAGAAUUAUAUUCUGAGAGCAUUUAUUAUGGUAUAUUAUCUCCUUGAUCUUUCUUUGAAGAAGCGGAAUUGUGUUUUAUUAAGCCAUUACAUGUUAAACUAAUUGUUAUAUUUCCUAAUAGUUGAGGUCUAUUUGUGUUU